AGCCAUUUUGGCUCCAUCCAUUUUGACUCGAUACCCUUUUGACUCGGGUCGCGCGCGUCCUCGGCUCCCGCGCGCGAUGGUGUCUACGAUGCGUCCCCUCCUGCUGGCCGCCGCGUGCUGCAAGGCCGCGGGCGUGAGCCUGGUCAAGCCGAUGACCUUCGGGAAGAAGGCGCCGCGCCACUCGCCGAGGGCGCUGGUGGCGACGAUGGUCAUGCCGGACGACGAGAUCCCGGUGGACCUCAUGAUGGAUCUCGGCACCACCUGCGCAUGAUCAGCGGCAACAGGAGCGUCCUGGAGGGGGUCAUCAUCGACAACCGCCCGCCCUGGUCGGAGAGGGCGGCCCUGAUGGGCGCGGGGAAGAUCCCCAGCACGCAGGAUCCCCUGCUCUCGCGCUACCGGCGCUCCCAGGGCACCACGGGAAGCGUUCAGGUGAAAGACGUGGACUAUGCGAGGAUGAGCGCCCUCAUGACCCGCUUCUUCGGCACCGCCGACCUGCGGUUGAGCAGCAACAUGUUGAGGCUGGCUGCCGAUGCGCCUUCGAACAUCUCGAAGCUCGACGAGAAGGGCAGGGCCGCACGCCUGCUGGGCAUGCUGAACUUCCUGGAGUCGUGCGCGGACGCGGACGCGGAGGUCGACAUGUGCAUCUUCCUUGACUCGACGACCUUCCUGUACCGCGAGAACCAGACGGGGCUCGUCGAGGUGGCGGCGAAGCUGUUCCAGCAGGACCCGAUGGCCGUGGUGCUGCAGCCGCCGGACAUGUGCACGAGCUCGCGCGCCUCGGCGAAGGGCGUCUGCAAAGUGGGGAACUCGACGACGAUCAAGCACGGUUUCUUCGUGGUCAACCGCGACCGCUUCGAGGGCUUCGCGCCCAUGCCCGUGGAGAACGCGGGACUGGGGAGUGUCUUCGAGGACAUCUUCGCCGAGGGGCUGACGAAGGGCGACCACGAGGGUGCGGUGAAGCAGAUCCGGUGCGGUGGCUCCUUCUUCGUUCACCCAUUCGACCGCAGUCUGGGGCCUUGGGCCUGCCCGCACAAGAACCAGCUCGAGCUUCCUGCGCACGCCCGAGACACACUCGGCAGCCGCGGCGCCAGCCGCGCCCGGAUGUCGGAGGGCCACUUCGACGAGGACUACUCGCGCUUCAAGGAGAAGGCCCACGGCGCCGCCGCGCUCCAGUCCCUGAUCGACCGCAUCGAGGCCGGCAAGCUCCCCGAGGCCAAGUCCCCGGAGAGCGUCACCAACCGGUGCUCCAACAUGUGCCCCUCGAGGGAGCGCAUCAGCCAGGGCCUCGCGUGGUGAGCAGGGCGCGCCCCCCCCUGGACGAGCGCGUUCUUGGCCCCCUCCUUCCCGGGCAGCCGCCCGCCUCGUGUUGGUCUUUUUGUGGGGGAGAGCACGGCCUCGCUCUCCUCUCUCUGGCAAGCCGCUGGUCCGCAGUCGUUGUGGCUCCGCGGGCGUCCUGUGGUAAAUCCUGGGGCGCCGGGCGGCGCUCGACCGGGCCACGGCCCACCCACACCACGGCAGCUCCUUUCGUAGACCUUUGGUGGAAAAGGUGGUUUGCUCUCGGGCUGCUGUGCUUCAUCUUGAGGGGGAGCACAGCCUCUCGGCGGCGAGCGAGGGGGGAAGCGAGAAG
Messenger RNA from Prorocentrum cordatum, 1627 nucleotides. Lineage: Eukaryota; Dinophyceae; Prorocentrales; Prorocentraceae. The record is from the annotation of a GenBank genome assembly.